Durio zibethinus is the source of this 1990-nucleotide messenger RNA. Its product is annotated as transferring glycosyl group transferase (DUF604). NCBI's taxonomy places the organism in Eukaryota, Viridiplantae, Streptophyta, Magnoliopsida, Malvales, Malvaceae. The record is from RefSeq and is a predicted model, not a curated record.
UUCUUUUAUGAGCGUCAAUUCGAUGUUUUGAGCUUCAGCCUCAAGGCCCAAUGGCAACGAAGGUCAUGCAUUCAUGCCAAACUAAGUAGAUACCUUAAGCAGAUGGAGUUGGCCGUGUGCGGUGCGGCGGAACGCCAUUCCAGCAACACUAUAACAAAUUAACUCAAACCACCAACCAGAACAAAAAAUUUGACACAUGCAAGGAGGAAAGGAUUAAAAAUAUACAUGCAAAAAAAGGAAAAUUCCUCUUUUUAGAUCCGAACAAUUCUCAGUCCAAGCUGAUUUCUAUAACUAUCCUUCUCCAUAAUUUGAACCGAAAACAUGGGAAGCAUCAACAGCAGCAACAACAUCAUCGUCGAUGUCAACAAUAAUAGCCAAAGCAAAAAAAAAAAAGGUACAAAGACAUUGCAAGAAACUUUCACCUUUAGCAACAAAUGAGCUCUACCCAGCAACGUACGCCACAAAAUAGGUUUAGAGGAUUGGUCAUUUAUUUCUUCAUAGCCGUGGCUUUACUUUACAUUCUAUACUCAAAUCUCCUGUUGAGCGAUGACCGCAAAGAUUGUCCGGAUAUAGCCAAUCUCUCCACAAAAAUUGAAGCACCCUUUAAUUAUUCCUCCACCAGCUCUUCACGAGUUGAAAAAGCGGUAGAGCGAAGGAAAGUGCACCGUGUUGAACCAGCCCCGGGUAAUUACCAUCGAUAUGACACUGAGCUGAAACACAUUGCUUUUGGGAUAGCAGCUUCGUCGAAUUUGUGGGAGAUCAGAAAAGAGUACAUAAAAGCAUGGUGGAGGCCAAAAGAGACUAGAGGGGUAGUUUGGGUGGAUAAGAAAGUUAGGACCAGGAGAAAUGAAGGGCUGCCUGAGAUUCGGGUUUCUCAGGACACUUCAAAGUUUAAGUACAUAAACAGGCAGGGGUCUAGAUCGGCAUUGAGGAUCUCAAGGGUGGUUUCGGAAACACUUAAGCUUGGAAUGAAGGAUAUUAGGUGGUUCGUAAUGGGGGAUGAUGAUACAGUUUUUAUUGCCGACAAUGUGGUAAGGGUGCUUUCCAAGUAUGAUCAUACACAGUUUUAUUAUGUUGGGAGUGCAUCAGAGAGUCAUAUUCAGAAUAUAUUCUUUUCAUAUGCUAUGGCAUUUGGAGGGGGUGGAUUUGCAAUAAGCUAUCCAUUGGCAAAAGAAUUGGCAAAGAUGCAGGACCAGUGCAUCCAGCGAUAUCCAGCAUUAUAUGGCAGUGAUGACAGGAUUCAGGCUUGCAUGGCUGAGCUAGGAGUGCCCCUCACCAGGGAACUUGGCUUCCAUCAGUAUGAUGUGUAUGGAGACCUAUUAGGCCUCUUGGGAGCCCAUCCAGUGACCCCAUUGGUAUCAAUUCACCACAUAGAUGUAGUGGAGCCUAUAUUCCCUCGGAUGAAACGAGCCAAAGCACUUGCACACCUGCUUGAAGCUGCCAAAGAGGACUCGGCAAGUUUGAUGCAACAAUCCAUCUGCUAUGAUUCAACACGAUACUGGUCGAUCUCAGUGUCUUGGGGCUAUGUGGUUCAAAUCUUGAGGGGAGUGAUGUCUCCUAGAGAGCUUGAGAUGCCUACAAGAACUUUUCUCAAUUGGUACAAGAGAGCUGAUUACACUGCUUAUGCAUUUAACACUAGGCCUGUUGAAAGGCACCCUUGCCAAAAGCCCUUCGUUUUCUAUAUGAACAAGGUUAAGUAUGAACAUGCUAGGAAGCAAACAAUCGGAGUGUACUACCGUCAUAAAACACGCAGUCGCUAUUGCCGUUGGCGAAUGGCCUCCCCAGAGAAACUUGAUUCUGUUAUAGUCCUAAAGAAGCGGGAUGAUCUUCGAUGGCAGAAGUCGCCAAGGAGGGAUUGUUGCAGAGUUCUUCCAACAGAUAAAAAUAACACAAUGGUUUUAUCUGUGGGAAAUUGCAGAGAGGGUGAGAUUAGUGAAUUACGGCCGAAAAAGGGAUCAUCAUAGGUCAUUGUUUAAUGAUUUUCUACCUU